This is a messenger RNA of Amoebophrya sp. A120, 13617 nucleotides long. NCBI's taxonomy places the organism in Eukaryota, Dinophyceae, Syndiniales, Amoebophryaceae. The record is from the annotation of a GenBank genome assembly.
CUCAACGACGUUCUCGCUCUGGUCUGUUCCCCAUGAGGGCAUUAAGGUAGAAACUUUUCGCGAGCGACCCCUGCCCAACGAACCAACCAUCAGCCCGAAGAUUUCAAUUUCGAGAAUAAGAAAAUAUGCGCGACCAGCGACACAACACCGAAGGAAACAUUUAGUUGGAGAAAGAGCAAGACAGAGGCCAUCACUGACAAAACUGAGUGCUGUAGAAGUUAGUAGACAAAGUUUUCACCCUGCUUAGCCUAACAGUGCUGUGCAAGUGCUUCAAAGAGAACAUGCACGAGGACUUCCUCUGUUAUGUAGGAAAAAAUGGCAAUUUGGUGCUUUUUUCGGAGAGAUAAAGAUAGUUGAUAGCCCUCUCUAGUUCGCCACUAAACAAGUACCACCAUGGAGAACUACCGGAAGCUGGAGAAGGUCGGGAAAGGGACCUACGGCGUCGUGUAUAAGGCUCAGGACGUGAAGAACGGCGAGAUUUUAUCGUAUUGAAAAGCGCCCCUACCCCUCCCGACCCCAGGGGCAUUUGCAAUUGCACUGCAUAGCUUUUCCAUGGAAAUACUCAUCUUAAUGUCAUCAUCAUGCACAUUCCAGAGACAGAAACAAAUAUUCGACAAACAAUAUUUGCGCGAAGCUGUUUUGCAAAAAGACCACGUCGAAGAGCGGGGCUUUUCGUGUGCGAGCUGCUUGCAGCGAGUAUCAAGUAAUCUCUGAAGCCAAGAGAAUCCUUGUCUGCAAAAAAUUUGAGAUUCCAUUAUUUGCAUUUGGAAGCUUUGCAUCACAAACCUGAGGCGGUUGAACAACGGGCUCCAGGGCACAACUUUUCAGGUUGACAGAAAUUCGCACUGAAGGAAAUCGGGCUCGAAGCCGAGGAUGAAGGAAUUCCCUCCACCGCGAUCCGGGAGAUUGCGCUUUUGAAAGAGUUGCAGCACCCCAACAUCGUUCGCUUAUUCGACGUGAUUCACACCGAGUCCGAGUUGACGUUGGUUUUCGAGUUUCUCGACCAGGAUUUGAAAAAGCUGCUGGAUAUGUGCGACCGCGGGCUGGACGCGGCAACUUGCAAAAGCUUCAUGUUCCAGCUUUUGCGGGGCGUCGCCUAUUGCCACCAACACCGAGUACUCCACCGGGACCUGAAACCACAAAACCUGCUCAUAAACCGGGAGGGCGCGCUCAAGCUCGCAGACUUCGGGCUUGCGCGAGCGUUCGGUAUUUUAUUGGAGAACUUCAUCUAGUACAUUCAUCAAUCUACCUCUGCCCUUUAGGUUCAGUUCGACACUGCAUACCAACAGACUUUCGCUCUUUGAUGAAGAGAUGUCGACUUGAUGAAGAAGUUCCGGUGCCGAUAAUGUAACUGAAACUGACUCUCUAUGAAGAACGACCUGCAACUUCCAACUAUCCGCAUUUUUUUCCAACGCCAGGCAUCCCAGUUCGGUCCUACACACACGAAGUGGUGACUUUGUGGUAUCGCGGGCCGGACGUGCUUUUGGGCAGCCGCAAGUACAGCACCCCGGUCGACCUGUGGUUAUCAAAUGCAUUCAAAUGGGUCUAGGUCUGGAAGAAGAACGUGUCAAUUUUUUGUGUUGCGUGACGGCAAUUGGCAGGGAGAUGGAAUUAUUGGAAUGCACCCAAACGCAUUGCAGGUUCUGAAUCUGAACAGCCCUCUCGAUCAUGUCCAUCUCUCGGGAGUUCUCCUAUUUUUUGCCGUAAUAGAAAGAAGUAGGCGGCUAUGUAUUGCAAAUGCAAGUGCUGCUCAAAAUGCAUAACCGCUGUUCAUGUCGUGUAGUACCAGCACCCGACUGCGUAUCUUCACACGUUUGCAGAGCCUUCCAGACCCCGGCCUCACAAUUGCAAUGGAUAGUGGUCCUGUGGGUGCAUUUUCGCGGAAAUGAUCAGCGGCAAGCCAUUGUUCCCCGGGAACACGGACACCGACCAGCUGCAGAGGAUUUUCCGCGUGCUCGGCACCCCUUCCCCCAUGACAUGGCCAAAUAUCCUGUGUAAAAACGUCCCCACCCCAGAGUUGUCAUGCAGAUUUGCCAGGACAGGAACAUUUGUGAUGCGCAACCCCAUGACAGGCAUUUUCAAUCGUGUUUGGGAACUUGUAAUGCUGUAAACAGGAUCAGAAGGUCGAUUUGUGAUGCGGCUUUCCUUGCUAACUUGCACUACCCAACGGACUGGGAGUGCCAGGUCCGUUGGGCCCGGGGUGGCUGCGUCUUUGGGUUGAUCAAUUCACCUGAUACACAACGCCAUCCCGCAGCUGCACAGUCUGUUUAUGUCAUGCGUGACUCCUAAAACUCCUAGGUUUGUGUUGCAAAAUCCCCAUCCUGACUCUGAUGUGGGUACGUUUUUACUCAGGAUACCAAACGUCGCGGAUUUACCAGAGUGGAAAAACGACUUUCAGCGGUACGAAGGCAGGACGUGGGAGCAGAUUGCGCAGCACAUCGACGAGAGAACAAAAGUUUUGGACGAAUACGGGCUAGAUUUGCUGUCGCUGUUCCUCCAAUACGAUCCCACUAGCAGGAUCAGUGCGCGAAACGCGCUCGAACACGACUACUUUCGCGAUUUACCCGACAACAUAAAAUACCUGCCACAAUGAUUUGCUCUUCAGCAAUUGCCGCAUGGGGCUCCUGAGCAUGAUAUUGAUGAAACCAGAUUGCUGAAAGCGACGAACGACACUGACCGCGAACAAGAGACUCCAAUACUACAGACGAAAAGAACCCUGAUCACACAAAUCACGAACACCUACUUAACACGACACUACGGGACAUUGCAACUCAAUGACGAAAAAUGAUAUCGAAGAAUAUGAAUAUGAAAGAGCAACAACCGACAUGAUUGAUCCGAUCUGAUUCGAUGGCAAAAUCUUAUUUUCCAAGAAAUAUCAUUAACAUCAACCAUCGUCUUUUCUUGUUUUCUUUCAUAAUCAAAAUUGGGAUGAUGUGAUCUGAGGAGGAGGAUGAUGAUGAAGAUUAACACGACACUACGGGACAUUGCAACUCAAUGACGAAAAAUGAUAUCGAAGAGUAUGAAUAUGAAAGAGCAACAACCGACAUGAUUGAUCCGAUCUGAUUCGAUGGCAAAAUCUUAUUUUCCAAGAAAUAUCAUUAACGUCAACCAUCAUCUUUUCUUGUUUUCUUUCAUAAUCAAAUUUUAUGCUUCGAGAAAUUCGGAGAAUUUCGUUAGCAUCAGUUUUGAGUCGAAGAAAAUGAGUGUGAGGGAAUCUGAGUCUACGCUGUUCUAAGCGCGGUGGGUCGCGCAUACCGUAUAAACGCGAGUCCAUUUUCUCUUUUCUUCAGGCAAAUGGCAGCGCUAUGUCAUAGGAAGAUGUCAGGGAGAACAGUGCAAAUCUAUGGUAAUCACUGCGGAAAGCAGUGCUCUCUAUGGCUACUCCAUCACCCAUGCGGGAAUGAGUUCUGCCCGUUCACGCCGACAUGCAAGGGCAAGUGCUUACUUAGAUGCUCAGACUCCGAGAAAAGCGAUUACAUCAAAGACAAAAAAUCGGUAUACAUGGCCGAAGGACCCAAUAAUUACUUCAGAAAGACUUGUGAAAAGCCUUGCGUCAUCUGUAAUGAAGAGCUUCGCAGUCUGAGAUCUAAGAAAGCAGCGAAGGCGAUGCAGUCGACGCAGGAGAAAUCCAACGGCACAGUCGGCGCAGAGUCUCACUCGGCGUCUUCCGAGCUCAGUAAGGAGAAAAGACGGACCGAAGCAGGUCUUUUUACCGACUAAGAAGAGCAAAAGCCAUUCUCAUUCUUCCCGCCAAGCGGAGACACAAAGACACUCUCAAGAAAAAGACACUGUCAAUGAUUACUCUUCCGACAAUUGAACGCGUCUAAAAGCAUUCAAAUGAAAUUCCUGUCCUAAAAGAUUCAUCAGAAAUAGCAUGCGGCCAAGCAUCCUUCUCAAGCAUUCAUCAGCUCUGUUCUCUUUUCGUCUCGUGUUAUCUUCAAGCACGCAAGCCACGAGAUCUCCCUCACAGAGAGAGCAAUCCUCACAGCCAUAUUUUUCUUAGCAGUUUAUCAGAGAGAUUAGAGAGUAUUAUUUUCAGAGCGAGAUCCUUCUCAGAGAGAAAGCAAUCUUCAAGCUCAUAGCAGUUAUCCUUACAUAAGCGCAGGAUGAGACAUUUCUUCCCGAAGAAAUUCAUCUCCCUACCCGUCUCUACCAGUAGCCAAUAGGAUGGUAAGCCUUAAGUGUAGUGGUUGUUUCGCCGCAAAGGAUGAAGGCGAGUUCGAAAUCCGAUGCAAAGGACACGGAGGGCAGGCUUGCUCUCGCAGUGCAGGCAUUUGCAAAGCUUGCGUCAACACAAGCGGAGAUUUAGCGCGCAGCUUCUUCAAGACCGUCAACCGGACAAAGCAGAAAGAAAGUCUUUGCACACCAUGCCACGUGGAGCAGUCAAAGUCUCAAGUCUCAGCGGUAUCAUUUAUUUCAUAGUGUUUCUAUAUAUAAGAGUGAGUAAUGACAUUAUUAUUUUCUUCUCGGACAUUCAUUUCAGCAUGAGUAGACAUCUUUUCCCUUCUCACAUCCAGGUGAAAACCGCGCUAGUCAAGAACAACAGCGAGCAAGAGAUGACACAGUCCAUCAUGCAAAACCAUCCGUGGUUCCAGCAAUUCAUCACGAUGAGCACCAAGGACAAGAAAGAAGCUUUGGCAGAAUUAAAGCGACCUCCGUUCAAGGAAGUCGACGUCUCCAAGUUGAACAACAACGACUUGCUGCUAGCGCAGUCCAUGGCGCAGAACAGCAACAACAACAACAACAACGAAGAAGUGGCAAAAACUUUUCGUGACAUGAAACGACUCAAGCAUGAUCAUUACCCAUUCAAAAAGCUACUGCUGCCAAAAAACGGAGGAUCAUUUGCAUAUUGCAAGAAGCACUUCAAGCAGGUGAGCAGUUUUUGGAAAGAACAAGACAUAGACUAUUCGAAGUUAAGAUUUAGACAAUUAACAAAUUACUGGCAGAUAAAGGACAGCGCAGCAAGACUUGAACAAAGAGGAGUUCUUGUAUAAAUCAGAUCAUCCUGCUCUUCUCCGGCGACAACAUCGCAGUCAUCGCAGACCAUCACCUUUUUGUCCUCGACUUCAUCGAAGAGUCCAUCCAGCAUCUCAACCCGAAAGCGCAAGCUCAUUCAGAGCCGGGAGCAAAUUUAUGCUACAUAGCAUACUAUCUGUUCAAAGGUAGUUCUAUUUUCUUUGGCAUGAAAAGAAGAGAGAUUGCAGACUGAUAAAAGCAUGAUAUCUCUCGCACAAGAGAGCAGUUUUAAUUUCCAAUUUUCAUCACAUCAGCGAUUUCGAAAGAAAUCAAAAUGCAGAGCAGACUGAGCGACGCAAAAGUGUGCUUGUGGAGUUCCUACUUCUUCCACAAAUUCGCAAUGAUGGGAAUAGUCAACAUGAGUAACCCGUCCAUCAUCAACUCCAUGAUCCAAAUCCAACAAGCCACUAACAACUACAUGCAGUCCUUAGGAUCGAACAAAAGAGGAUCGCACGGAGACCAGUAUGGAGGUUUCGCCCCGCUGACAAAAGCGCCUUUCACCCCAGGAGGAGGCAAAGGAUCAAUACUGCAGCAGACGACGCAGCCACAGCAGUCACCAAGCGCGCCAUCCAGUUUCACCGCAACUCCGCAGCAAGCCAACUACAAGUCCUGGACCGUAGAGCAGAAGCAGCAGGAAAUCAAUAGAAUAUUGACACUACCAGCUGCAGACAGGAUGACAGCAGCGGCUAAUUUCGAAAAUGCCAAAAAAGUAGAUAGAGAAAUGGCAUACAAAUGGUUCGAAAUGCAUCCAACAGCUUGUCGAAGCUGUUAUUUAGCGGGACGCGGUCUCUCAAAGAGACACGAUAGAGGACUCCAGGCAUGCGAAGCACUAGGCACGGAGUGUAUGAUUAACUGCAGUCACUGUCCAAAGGGAAGCAUUGGGCUAGUAAAUGCAUAAAUCCCCCAGCCUCGAAGGGAGGAGGAAAGAAAGGAAAGCCGCAGUGGGGUCCACCACAGCAGGCAUGGCAGCCAGGUCAGCCAGUCCCUUUCGCACAGCCAUGGUAGUUUCAGCUCAUUGAACAGGUUGUAACCGACAUUGUGCGUUUUUUUGUUUGUCAACCACGUGCCGCUAAAGAUUUUUCGCAGAUUCGUCAAACAGACGUAAGAUUUUCCAGAAGUGCGACUUAGUGUUCCUCUAAGAUCCUGUUCCUCCACAGUCAAGAUCAAUUCUCUCUUUCGUAUUUUCAGCAAUAUACAUCAGAUCAGCAAUUGAAACAGUCCCAGUCGCCAUCUCAUCAAUAUCAAGAUCAGAACCACGCACACUUAAUUUCUCUCGCAUCACUUUUUAUCGUCCCAAGUCAUUUCUAUCAUUGUCAAUACAUCAAAAGACCCGUAGGAUGUCGAUGUCGCGCUACAAUAUGAAGCGAGCGAUAUGCUCGGCGCUAGGAGCGCAGCUCAAUCAAGAGCGAAAUGACAAAAAAAUGAAGAAAGACAAACCAAAAGAGGAAGUCAAAGUCCUCUUUGACAACGCAGCAGCACAGCCGGUACUUGUUUUUGUUUUAAGUUGGAACGAAGUCGCUUUGUCACGCUGCAUUAGAAAACUUCGUAUCUAAAUAAUCCAUUCAUUCAGGUAAGCCCGCAAGCAAAAGACCAACACCCGGUAGGGAAGUCUUUCGACAACAUCAUCGAGCCAGCCAUGAGCACCAUCGUGAGCGACGGCUUCGUUUUUGUAGACUCGCACUCGGAUAGCGAAGCAUACAAGAACUUCGUAAGCACCACCGCAGCGCCAAGCAGCAGCGCUAGUUCUUCCAGACCAUCGGGAAAGCAGAACGUCACACAGAGCGCCAAAGCCUACCAUGAAUUACAGCAGCGCGGAACAGUGCAGCCGAAGCCAGAAAGAAGUAGUGGCGUUCUAUCAGGAUCGAUAAAAAGUUACAAGUCUUUCUCGAAAGGAGAUGCAAUAGAAAUAGUUUUGUUUCCUCAAGGACCGCAAUGGUUCGUUUCCUUCGCUUCCAGAGACGAAGUUAGAGAAAAGCUUCUUCAUUCUCAUUUUGUUUUCACCAGUAGCAGUGUAGCAAAAUCUACGACAACAAAUUACACCAACGUCCUGAAGCAAGUAGUGCCAAGAGUAAGCGAGCAUUUAGGAAUGCUGCUCUGGCCGAUAACAAACGAGCAAGAAUGUAAUCUUUUUUUCAACACGUUUGCGUCAGAAAGCAGUUGCCACGAAGGAAUGACAGACAAAAACUCCGGCAAGAUAUUAUGGUCUUAUUUCCGAAGCCUUAGCGCAGCAAUAGGCUGUUACAACAGUUGCAGGCAUCAAGCAAGCUACUACAGCACGAGACUCAAAUCUCGGCCUUUCACUAGAGUAUGGGAAGGGAUGAAAUAAAAGAUCCGCACAGCUUCCGCUCAACGAGACAAAGAAGUUUCUUCCUUCCAUUUUGCAAAUAGAUUUCGUGUUGCACAAAGCAUAUCAGACUCUCCUUCUCCUUUGCUGUCCAACAGGCAUUGACGGUCCUAAGGCACCGAAAUUCACAGUCAAGCAUCUUUCGUCUUUUGAGGCUCUACAAGCCGCUCAGCAUUACCAGAUAGCCUUACUAGCAAGCAUCCAGUUCAUCGGAGUGCGACGUGGCGCAGAAAUGCGAGAACUUUUGACAGACGCCUUUAUAGUAAAAUUUUUGAACCCCUCCGUACCAAAAGACAACGAAAGAUACUUUUGCCUUCAAAUAGUAAAAGCAAAAAAUGAUAUAUAUGCACAGGGAAACUUCUGUGUCAUGCCCUGUUACUUAACUUUAAAAAUAGUCUCAUGGCUCAGAUGGGCGAAUGCCUUCAUAUACUAUAAUUUCAAAAAACCGUACUUGAGCGGCAGCUGUUCCGCCUUUUUUGUGAUAGCAUGCAACAACAGAGGAUCGAGAGGGACGCCUCUGUCGCAGGACCACCUCAGACUUAAGCUUAAAGACGUUUUCAAAAAGCACCUUCCAGGUUCAGUAAAAAUAGAAGGACCGCUAGGCUUGCGGAAAGCAGGCGCAAGGCACCUAGCGAGCCUUUCAAGAAACUUAGCUCACAAUCAGGGAGGUUGGGCUAAUUGCAAGAUGUUGGGCGAAGUCUACAGUCCGGUCACUCACGAAGAACUUGCUAUUAAAGUCAACGAAAGAUUCCCACGCACAUCCCUUUUCAAUGGAAUAAAAAAUCUCGCAGUACAGCUAGAGCAAGCGGUACUUCGCAGGGACGCACAGUCGAGCAGGUCGCUGUUAGAUAAAAUCAGUCAUUUUCCGCUCGGAAUAUCGCAAGCAGACUUUGAGAAAGCAGCGCCGACAGUGGCAAAAGGAGCAAAAGACGAGAAGCUUGACAAGAACAUUUUCAGAGAAGUGCACAAGAUUAUGAACGUCGAAUGAUAUUUAUCACCGGAAGAAUUUCUCGGACGCAAGCGGAGCUGUGUUCUAGCAGAAAAGUCGGCUCGAGUCGAAAGUCGCAUUCAGAAGUCAGCUCGCGCAGAGAGCUAGUAAGAGAGAUUCGCAAGAGCAAAGUAGUAGUCAGAGAGACUUUUCCUAUUAUAUCAAUGCUAACGUAGCCGUCGCUACCGUCGGGAAUAGGCAUUUAGAGAGAUGGCGGACUGGUGGCCAGAGUUCCCGCCACAGGCGAGCGAGACAGAAGUAGAUUUAGAACUGCAGCCGGACCCAGAAUGGAGCUUCGAAGAAUGCAGCAGCAUGGGUCUUCCGCUUUGCAGACAGUCUGCACUUGAAUUCCUGCGCAGCCAGAAAGGCCCCUCCGACGAAUGGAGAGACAAAGAAGACAUCACGACGCGCCAAGGGCUCAGUCUUUGCCCUUUCCAGAUGGCGAGAUACGGCGUCAAGCCAGAAGUGAUGAGAAGGCUAUUCGGAGGUCAGCUUUUCAGCAUAACAGACGCCACCUUCUCCCCAGUACAAGUAAAGAACUACUCAGGAGCAGACUUGUACGCCGACCACUUUUCCGACGAAAUUUGGAGAUUCGCAGCAAGCAGCAGAGUGUACAUCUACGACUCAUCAACUCCAAAAGACCUUUGCAUCGCGCCAGGAACAAUACUACGACAGAGGAACAAGAUGAGGCUAGUGACGGAUUGGAGCUGUCCAAAAAUUGCUCUGAGUCAAAGCAUAUACGGAACGCCAGUGGACUACAAGGGAUGGCGGCACCUCUUCCCACAUCUAUCACCAGGAGCUUACGUGUUCGGACUGGACCUUGCAGACUGCUACAGUCACUGGCCCAUACAUCCCUCUCAAAGAAGGAUGUUGGGCGUAGACGUGCCGCUCACCGGUUCCAAAGGAACGCACUUGCUCCUGCCGUUCGGCGUCAAAAGUGCCCCCGGCGACAACGAUUUGAACAUUAAGGAACUACUAUGAGUACAACAAAGAGCCGGCUUACGAGCAAUAGUGCUCGACUACGUUGAUGACGUAAGAGGAAUUCUGCCACAUCCUCUGUCGACAUGCUACCGAUCAACGCUGAAAGAGUUCCACAAGACGUACUUCAUGUUCUCCGUCAUGGGUUGCCGCUUGCACACAAAACCCGGCAAGAAGAUAGAACCAACGAAGCAGAUCCCUUGGUUAGGGUUCGAAGCAUGCACGGAGACGAUGUACUUCAUGAUCGACGAAGAGAGAAGAGAAAAAUACAUCAAGGACGCGGAGCAGUUCUAUGCAGAAGCGUCGGCGAAAGAGAACCUGCAGUCAACAGCAAAAACAGUCGCCAUGAUAGUGGGCAAGUUCAUUUCCAUCACCGUCGUAUUAGACGGCCCUUUGCAAAACCUUCAGGACUGCCUCAACAAGUCCAACUGCUACCGGCUUUGGCAGACAUGCAAUAGUCACAGCCCCAAGGUCUACCUGACAGCAGCCGCGCUACAGGACGUGCAGUGGUGGAUAGUAGAAAUCAAGAAGAAACCGAAAAGGAAGAUCCACUUCUACGGCUCCCGCUCCUUCCUCUGGGACAAAGAAGUUCUCAGCUACGGAUCACAAUUCCUGCGUUCAAUUCCUUCGAGCGCGUUCUUGAUCAUGAGAGGCGACGCGGCCACCGGCGGAAGGUGGGGAGCAACUUGUGAUGGUCAUCAUUAUGCAGAAGAUUUUCCGCUGUGGUUAGCGAACAGCAACAUCAACGUCAAAGAAUCAGCAACGCCAGCGCUGGCGCUGGAAAAGAUGAAGCAAUUAGGGAAGAUAGGUCAAAAACAUCUUUUUUUGUACUACACGGACAACAUGACUGCCAGACGUUUUGUCAACAAAGGAAAGCACGGCGACGAGCAGAUGAACGCGCUGACAAGAAGAUACAAGUCUUUCAUGGCCAACAACAACCUAGAAGGAAUAGGUGCAAAAAUUUACGGCAAGGAAAACGUUGUGGCCGACUGCCUUAGCAGGUUCGACGACUACAUCAAGCCAUACCAGGACCCAGAACCCAGCAGAUUUUUGAACACAAGAGCAUGGAACCACAUACAAAAGAAGAUCCCAGGUCUGCAUACAGAAGCACUCAGCACAGUCACAGCAGAAGAAGUACGUCUUCCAGCUUCUUACAUCGUCAAUUUUCAGCCUUUUGAGCACAUCGACGAAAUCGCAAAAAAGCCCAGCUGGUGGCUCCCGCCGGGGGAACUAGUUUUUGCAACUUUGCAGUUCCUUGGGGCCGGCGCGACGGAUGAUCAUUUUGCUCCCUUUUUCUCUCGGAUUUCUUCAAUUUAAGAAAUUUCCUAACUGCCGCGCACUGAGGUCGCGCCCAACGAGCAGAAUUGCCCAGGGCCUGGCGUGUGCGGCCCCACAAAGAAGCGGCGUCGCCCCUGUGGGGCCGCUUGCGAUUGCGCUGGUGCUCUUGGGGGCCCGGAUGCCACGCUGGGCUGUGGCAUUCCGGGGACCCUGCCGGAGGGGAAGUGGGGCGCGGGCGCGGUUGGUCCAGGCCGCGCAGGCGCCCACCCUGCCUGGGGGCCUGGCGCAAACUGGCCAACCGGGGCCGAGCGCCGAAGCGAAGCAGGGGGAACGGUAGGCAUGCGUCCUUGUAUGGGCCACGCCGGAGGGGGAAGAGGGCACGGCCAAGCUUGGUAGGGCGCGUGAAGCGCGGGCGCCCGUUCCAUUCCAGGCACGGGGCCCCCAAGGAAGCCGGGAGGAGACAUAGAGCACAGGAUCCAUGCUCGGCCGGGGGUUGUGACCCGCCAUCAGCGGGGCGCCCUCCCGAAGGCAGGGACCGGCGCGGCGCCUUCGCCACGUCCCGGGCCCAUUUCGCGCCCAAUAUCCCCGGCCCCCUUUCUGUAUCCCGGGGCCCCAGUUUUCGCCGUCCUUCCGAAGGAAGGUCGCGCGAAAACUUAUGGUCAUCACCUUCUCCAGAUUUCCUCAUUAUUUUCACAUCAUUUUCUCAUCAUUUUGUCCAGCCGACAAAAUGACGAGGUCGCUAUAACCGUGGUCGUCAGGUCGUGGAACGGACAAAAUGAUGGAGGUGCGUUUGAGAAAAUAAUGAGAAAAUCUGAAGAAAAUAAUUCGCAAGAUUUUUCCUAAUUUUCUCCGGUUCUUCCCGAGGUCCCGGACAAGAGGUUCCGGACGUCGGGAGAAAAUCUGGAGAAAAUUGGGACAAAAUGAUCGCCCAGAAAACGGCCCCCGCCGAAUCGCCCAGCGCGGGUGUUUUGGUUAGGGCACACAAGGGGCCCGGCGUACAGGCGCCAUCCCGAGGGCCCUUCCUGUUUCGCGCCUGGCCUUGCUGGCUCUUCUGCCGCUGCGCCAUUUCUAGGGCAACACGGCCUGCAUUCUCCGGCCGGCCCCACUUAAAUUGAGAGGCCGCCGCCAGCAACGAGGCAGCAAAGGGCUAAAUACACACGCACCGGGCGCCCGCGGGCCUUCGUGAGGGUGGCCCCGUGCCCUCUCCAGUCCCCCGGCUUCUUUUGCCGGAGCAACCAAAGCCCCCCGGUGCGCCCGGCCUUGCGACCAGCCAUCUGACUACGGCGUACCACGGCCAAGCCCCGGGCGGCUCCCUGUUUUGAAGAGCCGGCCGGCGUGGCGACAUGAUCCCGGCACGCGUUGGCUUGGGCGGCUGUUUUUGCCGGGCCGAAUUUCCGCGCGACGGCUUGGGGCCACGCUUUCAUCUAGCGGGCGCCGAACGCUUUUGGGGCCCCGGGGGGGAAGAGUUUUUUUUUGAAAGAAAAACCGAAGAAAUCCAAAAGCUGGCGCGGUUUCGUCAUUCAUCUGACCACGGUGCUCCCAAAGUUCCUGGAAAAAGUGAUCAAGAACGUCCCCAUCGCAAACCGACCACGGCUAGCGCUAUUCAUCCCAGACGCGGGAGGAAGAUUCGCACAGAAAGCCGCCUCUUUCUUCAGAGCGAAGAUCAAGCACAAGAAGGGUUCUCACAUCUUCGCAACCACCAGACACGGGGGACAAAUAGCAGCACAAGACAGCUACGAAGUACUUCUUUCUGUACCGAUAGACAAGUGGUGCGACGAAGUGUGUGGCUGAGUUGCGGUUGAUCUCGCCGCAGUGCGAGAAGCUGCUAAGCAGCGCAGUUUUCUGCAGAGCAGUCAGUUUGCCAUUCAACACAGUCUUCAAAUGCAUAUCAGAAGCUAAAGAGCAGCUAACUCUUCACAUUUGCAACUGCAUCUCGGUCACACCGAAAGGAGUGGCCGAAGUGCUCUUCAAAAAAUAUCCUCAUGCAAACACAUACAUGCUUCCAGCAGAGAAAAAACCGUUUCGAUCUUUUUCCAUUUUUCACCCAGUUGUAAACAUUUACGCCAUGUGGGCACCAGGCCCGCCGUCACAUGUACACCCUUUUGACACUGCUCAAAGCAGGCUAGAUGCUUUCAAUGACUCCAUGUACAAAAUAGCAAUUCACAGCAUCAACAACGGCGUCAAAUCAAUCGCCAUCCCUCUGAGAAUAGGAUGUGGCAGAAAUGCCGGAAAAAUGCAAGACUACGCGAUCGUUCUAGACAGGUUCUACAGCAAACGCACAAGUCACAACAUAAAAGUCGUUUUUUAUGACGCAGCUGUCAAAAACAAGUUUUGCAUACUCAUAGCCCAAAAUGCCCACAAUGCCUUUUCUCGAGCACGUUCGCGCGAGGCGUUCGCUCGUCCUAGAGCGAGCGUUAGUGUGUGUUCUUGAUGGAUCCGCUCUGCCUGGCUUCACGGAUCGUCGGGUGACGGGCAAAAUAUGAGUUCUACGAAUUUUCUCCACGACGAUAAAUUUUAUGCUUCGAGAAAUUCGGAGAAUUUCGCUAGCGUCAGUUUUGAGUCGAAGAAAAUGAGUGUGAGGGAGUCUGAGUCUACGCUGUUCUGAGCGCGGUGGGUCGCGCAUACCGUAUAAACGCGAGUCCAUUUUCUCUUUUCUCCCGCCCUCCUCGCCCUAGAGGAAGUCAUUUAGGGACGUUGUUCUCACCGGAGCCAGCGCGCGUUUCUUGCUGGCACUUCUUGGGUUUCGAGAGAGUGUCUGAGUCUGAGGAGAGUCUCCUCCUUUUCUUCGACUAGCCAGGCGUUUCUCUGAAGCCGGGCGGGGCUUCCGUCUCGAGCACGUUCGCGCGAAGCGUUCGUUCGUCCUAGAGCGAGCGUUAGUGUGUGUUCUUGAUGGAUCCGCUCUGCCUGGCUUCACGGAUCGUCGGGUGACGGGCAAAAUAUGAGUUCUACGAAUUUUCUCCACGACGAUAAAAUUGGGAUGAUGUGAUCUGAGGAGGAGGAUGAUGAUGAAGAU